Colletotrichum navitas is the source of this 866-nucleotide messenger RNA. RefSeq lists its product as uncharacterized. NCBI's taxonomy places the organism in Eukaryota, Fungi, Ascomycota, Sordariomycetes, Glomerellales, Glomerellaceae. The record is from RefSeq and is a predicted model, not a curated record. The coding region runs from base 142 to 645 and encodes 167 amino acids. The transcript has a single exon.
GGGCGCUCGCAUGGCGAGGGAAAAUUCUUCGACCUCUGAGCCCAGGCUUUCUUUUUGCCGUUUCGGCUGCUUGGCUCGACAUGUCCGAUAGUCGUAGGCCAAGAUGCAGAACAUGGGAGGUAUCUAUCUAGGUACCUCGGCAUGGCCUGGCUAAUAGCGCCCUACAUAAUAAUACUUGGCCUUCGUGUCAGACUUGAUUACGCCGCUACCGCCGCCGCGUGGCUUGCGGCGACCCAGGGUGCCAGGCUGUCAGAUCUGACAGGUCAUUUCCGGCUGAUUUGUCGACCAACAACAACAACUGUUCGUAUCGCACGACAGGCAAGAGUCUCGGGACACAAGCUGCAUCGGCAGAAGUCGAGUUGCCCCGAGGUGUAUAACCUGUUCCCUUCCCGAAGCUCGUCUGCAGUCAGAGAGUUCUACAUGCGUCAGGGAGGGCACCGAAUGGACGCAGGGCGAGUCGAGUACGAACAAGGCUCGACUCGUCGUCUCUUUGCCUGUCGGUGGCAGAAGUACGACGAGGUUAUAUUUUCCGCUCACCGCUGCUUUGCCGCCUUCGUAUGGGCUUCUGCUGCCUCACCCACCCCUUGUCCGUCCGUCUGGGUUGGUCAUCUGCGUUGCGACCGUGCGUGUCGUCCUCAUAGUUGAGUUGCCUCUCCCCACCAUCUUAUAUGCACACUGCCAGGCGCGCCGCUCACUCAGCACACUCCUUCCCUUCACUGGACAGGGAAUGUAUCCUGCAGGCAGUAGUGUGCUAGGGUCGAGUUGGAACGCUGCUAUAGCACGUCUCCCCAGCCACUCCGUCCAACCAACCGUGCUUUUAGUCCACCCCAGAGAGGAGGUGAAGCUGUCUUUCUGGACACAGAUGC